GUGAAGCAUGGAAUGGCGGAGUUUUAAUCACUGCUCGACAUCUACAACCUUUUACUGAAGGAAUUUAGCUUAUUCCCGCAUGAAUACAUUAGGAAAAUGAGUGUGAGUUUUGAAGGUACAGCGUCACAUAUGUUGGCCGGAAACAUUUUAAAUGAAUCCAUUCCAAAAGAUGAAGCAGAACAUUUACUUCAGGAACUUAUCAUUGAUAUGAGUAAUGAGAAUUUUGAUACAAUCAARUUUGCUGCAUACCGGACAGCUGCUAAGCUGCAGUUUGUCCAGAGAAGAACAAAUCUUCACCUUGUAGAUGURUAUAACAUGAUUGAAGCAUUCAGGGAAAAUGGUCUAAACACACUAGACCAUAAUACAGAGCUGCAUGAGCUGAGAGUAGAGGCAGUAGUUUCUAGUAUAUUUUAUGCUCUCAACAAGAGACUGCCGACGUCACAUGAGGUUGAUGUAGAGAAAUCUAUCAGUUUGGUCACAAACUGGCUUCUUUAUGCUUACGACAGUGAUGGUAUUGGCAGAAUACGAGUGUUAUCAGUCAAGACAGCUCUAUCAACAUUGUGUUAUGGCAGACUAGUAGACAAGCUGAGAUAUCAUUUUUCACAAAUUGAGGACGACAAUGGUAUUUUGAACUUCCCUAAAUUUGAAGCAUACUUACGAGAGCUUUUACAGUUACCAUCAGCAGUAGGAGAAGGGCCGACGUUUGGUUUUGCUGAAGAUGUAGCUAGUAGUUUCUUUAAGCCACAAGGGCCACUUGCCCGGCAAGGAACCACACUUCAGAACUUCUUAGAGUGUGUUAUUUCUAAGGACACUCCUGCACCUUAUGCUUGGCUUUCUACCUUACAGAAAAUGAAUAAUUCUGCCUCUGUUGAACAUCAGGUUGGCUGUCAGAUCUGUAAAAAGAAACCUAUAGUAGGAUUUAGGUACAAAUGUCUUCAUUGCCAGAACUACAUUCUUUGUCAGGAUUGUUUUUGGCGAGGAAAAACAUCUCAGGCCCACAAAACUGAUCAUGAUGUCCGCGAAUACACAACUUGGAAAAUGGGCGAGAGAGGGAAUUCCAUUCGAAGUAAAUUUUUGUGUGGAUCGGGAAAGAAAAAGAGACCGUCGUUACCUGAAUAUCCCCAUGACCCACCGUUGCCAUCAGACCUCUCAGGUCAAGCGCACGCUACCUCCGACUAUACUUCAUCUCCCUCACCCGAGUCAGGAGCCUCGUCCACAUCAUCUAACAGGAGGAAGCUCUCCGAGGACUUUGACCAAAGAAUGGAUGACGAGCAUAAGCUUAUUUCGCGGUAUGCAGCAAGACUCGCAGCUAAUUCUCGUCAAAAGCCGCCUUCCAAGUCAUCCAGCGAACUGAGCAUCGACUCCAACAGGGAACAGAGGGAACUCAUCCAAACCCUGGAAAACAAAAACAGGCUUCUUUUAAAAGAAAUCCGUAGACUGCGUGACGAGCAUGACGAAGCGUCAAAAUCCGCUGCCCAGAUAGCGCAAAACCCAGAACUCCUCGCCGAGUUGAAGUUACUAAGGCAACGCAAAGACGAACUGGAGAUGCGCAUGAGCGCUUUACAAGAAAGUCGACGAGAACUGAUGGUUCAGCUUGAAGGACUGAUGAAUCUACUCAAACCUGGUACCGGCGGUGCAGGGGCAGAAGAAAGCAUAACAAGUUGAAAGGGAGAAAAAGAAAUGGCAGAAAACCUGUGACGUCACCAGGUGGAAGAGAGAGGAAUGAGUCUAGCUAGAGAUAGACAAAUAGCCAUAUCUAAACUUAAGCGAAAUUAAUUAAUCCUCCAGAUUAAAGCAACAAAAUUUAUAGCCGUGCACUUUCAAUUCACCAAAAUAACCAAACUACUUCAAAUAAAUCAAAAUAGAAUAUCAUAAUAGCCACUAACAAUUGUAUUAUAAAAUUGGUCAAAAYUUCCUAAAGUAUUAUAUUAAAUGGAAUUUCGAGUCACGUGUGACGUUAUACUAAGUCACGUGAUCUGCGUCAAUGUUUUAAAACAAAAGCCUUGACAGAAAAGCGAUACUAUUAAAAAUAAAUAAUGAUAAAUUAAUAAUAGAUUAAUAAUUUGAAUAUCAUAUAAUUCGUAUCAUUUACUCAAGGAUAUUUUCCGCGAAGAAUUUAAGGAUUUACCAGCAUGCUCUGCGCGAUAUUUUUAACGACUGCAAAGCAUGAUGGUUUUUGUUAUAUGGCUUUUCAGAUUCGUUAACCUUGAUACCAAUAAAUUGUUAUACAUGAUAGCGAA
Messenger RNA from Actinia tenebrosa (Australian red waratah sea anemone), 2240 nucleotides. RefSeq names its product dystrobrevin beta. Gene Ontology annotation, biological process: synaptic signaling. Lineage: Eukaryota; Metazoa; Cnidaria; Anthozoa; Actiniaria; Actiniidae. The record is from RefSeq and is a predicted model, not a curated record. Gene Ontology annotation, molecular function: zinc ion binding. Gene Ontology annotation, cellular component: plasma membrane; synapse.